This is a messenger RNA of Macadamia integrifolia, 2440 nucleotides long. Its product is annotated as kxDL motif-containing protein 1-like. The transcript is spliced from 3 exons. The record is from RefSeq and is a predicted model, not a curated record. Gene Ontology annotation, cellular component: BORC complex. Bases 151 to 459 code for a protein of 102 amino acids. Gene Ontology annotation, biological process: lysosome localization. NCBI's taxonomy places the organism in Eukaryota, Viridiplantae, Streptophyta, Magnoliopsida, Proteales, Proteaceae.
AUAUGGCACGGGCUUGGUUAGAAAGUCCCAGAUGGGCCAAGGAGAGGUUUCCAGGCCCCUGGCCCUCGACCCAUUAUGCUAGUUGCUUUCAAUCCAAGUAUCUAAGUAUUUAAAAUUGGCUUUAAGGUUCUGCCAUACCUGCACUUCUCGAUGGAGAUGGAGCAGUCGGAGAGGGAGGCAAUCAGAGACGCUUCUGAAGAGGUUUCUCGGCAGUUCAAGUCACUAGUUAACGCUAAUGAUAUCGACACGCUCAAGCAAUUACAGAACCUAAUAUUGGGAAGGUUACAGGAUAGCAAUGCUGUCCUAUCACAUUUUAAUGAUUUUUCGGAGCAGUGCUUUGCAGAGAUUUCUAGUGAUCUAUCAAAGAAUACACUUCUUUUAAGGUCCAUGAAGAUGGACCUUGAUUACAUAUUUCAGAAGCUGAGGCCAUGGUGGAAUGGAAGCAACGUCAUGUUGUAGAAAUUGGACUGUUUCUCAUGAUCAUGUCCAUAUGCCUAAGAAAUUAAGUGUUUGGAUCUUUCUACAGCCUGUGUUUAUGUAUCUUGGCAUGUCAGUUUCUAUGAGACACUAAGUUGUUCCCCUGGGCAUUCAUUUACUGAUUCUUAUUUGCUUUUUGAUUGCUUACAUUGGAACAUUGACCCCACCACCCCACUCAGUCCAAUACCAAUCCCACCUGCUCCACCUGCGAUGCCUUCCCUUCUCGCUUUGCACACAGCCUCUCCACCACACCAUUACCACAUGCCCUUCCCUAUCAUCAGCUCCUCCUCCUUUACCUCUUCCACCUACUACUUCGUCCUCAGCUUCUUCCCCUCUCCCCCUCCACCUUCCAUAUACUUGUUUGCUUAACUGGGAAAACCAAGCAUAAAAUGAUUUUGAAUUUAGGCACUACCAAAUGACCUAUGCUAAAACAAGAGAAGCCCACGGAGCGGUAGGAGUACGUCGCUUCUUUCUUUUUCAUAUCUGCUGUCCCAGCUGAGUUCCGCUAUUAACUGAUUACAGCAUUUCUGCACUUCACUGACCUUCUCCAGCAAGCGUGUAAAAAAGCAACGAAGGAGAGUGUCACAUGCCAACGUUAGACUUGAAAAAGUACGCCACAGCGGAUCUUUAAGUGACUAAUUGGCUCAGCUCAAUAAAGCCUUGUAUAUGUGUAAGGCUGGCUCUCCCUCUUUCUGUUCUUUCUCAUCUUGAGCCUAGUGAACCUACAUCUUUUAAAGAAGCUAGUCUUGAUCCUUGGUGGUGAGGUGAUGCAAACAGAAUUAUCUGCUCAUAUUAUAAAUAAUAUUACAAUAGGGGUCUAUUAGUUCAAUAAAUCUACCCCCCCCCCCUUUUCUUUUCUGGAGUUCCGCUGCCCAAUAGGCGUUACGGCCAUGCACCUCGAGAUCUCGGAGAAUCUCUUGGAGCUUUUCAAGAGGUGUGUUGUUCCCUCCUACAACUAAAAUGCACAUUAUUGGGUGUAAGUGGAUCUACAAGAUAAUAGGAAAGCUGAUUGUUCUAUCAAGUGCUAUAAGGCUUAAGUAAUUGCUAAAGGGUGCUCACAAGAGUAUGGUCUUGAUUGUGAUUAAACAUUUACUCCUGUUGUCAAGCCGGUGGCCAUUCGGGUUUCCUUUGCUCUUGCCUUGUCUCAAAAUUUUCUAGUUCACCAACUUGAUGCGAAGAAUGCCUGUCUUCACAAUUAUUUGUCCGAAGAUGUCUAUAUGUGACUGCUGCCUGGAUUUCAUGAUUUUGACAUCCUAGAGAUGUUUGCAAGUUGAAGACCAUUUACAGUGGCAGCAAGUGAGUCGUGCUUGGUUUUAUAGAUUUAGUUCUUAUCUUCUUGAUUUGGGAUUUUAAAUUCUCUCUGAUACAAUGCCAAGGAUAAAAUCGUUUUUUAUCAGAGAAGUUCACUAUUGAUCUUAUUUAUGAGAUUCAAUGGCACAGUAUUUACAUGAGUUUAAGCUAUACAUGGACACAGUAUUUGCAACAAAAAAUAUAAAAGGGCAGAAGGUAAGCCGGCCAUGCUAACAAUGGAAAGAUUAUAAAACCCCUUUGGAUUGUGCUACUGUGAGGUGAAAUCUACACACCAGUUGACAUGUCACUAUUAAUGGUGUUCCUCAGGGACAUUGAUACCUACUUUGGCAUUUAAUUGUACUUGAUCCAGGAACCAUUCUUCUGCUGGGGACUGUGGACCCAUAUUUUUAUUGUAUCAUGAUAUCCGCGUGCAAACAAAAAAGACUUUCAUCAUUAAAUCUUCAUAGAGCACAGUAUAAUGUGUUGAUUGUUCUAGCUUGUCAAUCGUAUUUGGUCUUAGUUUUGAGGUCUUCCACAGAGGGGAGAGGGGAAGAAGUGAUUUGUAUCCCAACCAAUUGUACUCAUUCCUGUAACUAUUCAAAAAGAAACUGAGGAAUGAUCUGUAGAAUAUAAAAGUUAAAAGGUCAUUCUUCAUAUGAUUACCCAUUUGAUU